AUGCUCUCCGCUUCUUACGGACGCCUCAAGCAACACGUCGAGGUCGUCGUGAAAAACCAGUUUUACGACACCGCUGACCGCCGCCCGCUCCCUGUUAGCGUCGAAGUCAACAUCAGUACCUCCUCUCACCAGCUUGAUGGUCCCUAUGCGCCAGCUCAAUCAUCGGUCCCCUCCGCUAUAGAGCCCUCCGAAGGCGGCGGAGUUUGUACGGUCAUCGAGGAUAACGAUGGCAGUAGCGAUUCCAACUCGGAGAGCGAAGGCUCAGACGAUGACAGACCCUCGCCUUGUUGGAGUGGCAAUUCUCCUCCAGUCUCAUUCACACCGCAGCGUGCCAGCCCCGACGGAUGGAAGACUGGCAUUCCUGUCGUUGGCCCUGCACACAACAACAGCAUCGAUCAUGAUCAUAAACCCAUCUCGCUUGCCCGAGCCCCCGCUCGAACGUCUGCACCUCAAAGCCGCGGCAGCUCUGCCCGUGCCCCUAGCCGGUCUACGGACCCUCUUCCGACUGAUGCACGUCGCAUCCGAAAGCCUCAUGGUGAGCCCGGGAAGCCGAGCAACGGUGGCUACAGUCUGAAAGAGGCCUUGGGCUGGCCCUCCGACCGCUACAAUGCAGUUCGGCGCUCCAUGAACCAGCUGGUGGAUUCCUUCCUGGACACAUCGCGUCCUCUGACCAAGCAAACCUCGGCACGUCUAGAAGUCUUUGAGGAGGAGCUUUUCCCGGAGUUCGGCAACGACUUUCAGGACCGUUGGCCUAUUCGCGCCUUCGCCAGUAGCCGUCUGCACUAUCUACAGAACAAUACCGCUCGCCUGAAGCAGAAGGCAGAGCUGGCUCAGCUCAAAGAGAGCAGUGGGGGUGUCAAGCCCGAGGGGUCGGGCUCGUGA
This is a messenger RNA of Schizophyllum commune H4-8, 882 nucleotides long. RefSeq lists its product as uncharacterized. The record is from RefSeq and is a predicted model, not a curated record. The transcript is spliced from 3 exons. NCBI's taxonomy places the organism in Eukaryota, Fungi, Basidiomycota, Agaricomycetes, Agaricales, Schizophyllaceae. Bases 1 to 882 code for a protein of 293 amino acids.